Desarmillaria tabescens is the source of this 792-nucleotide messenger RNA. RefSeq lists its product as uncharacterized. The record is from RefSeq and is a predicted model, not a curated record. NCBI's taxonomy places the organism in Eukaryota, Fungi, Basidiomycota, Agaricomycetes, Agaricales, Physalacriaceae. The transcript is spliced from 7 exons. Bases 1 to 792 code for a protein of 263 amino acids.
AUGCCUUCCGAAGAGAACUUCACACUUCCUUCUUAUGCCAAACUUUGCCGGACUCUGCAUACUCCUCAGAGGCUAACACCCUUAAUAGUUGUCGUCCAGCCCCAUGUGGGUCCUGUACAACCACUAUUUACAUCCCUGCUGGUGAUAACCAUCAGUCCACAUGGAUAUCAGAUUAUCCAGGGUCCUUUGAGUAGUGACCAACACUCAUUAUUGCAAGGCCGAGCCAACGGCGUUCCCUUCCAUCCUAAAGAUUUCCCAUUGGGGAACAACUACAAUGUCUUGAAAGCCUUAGGAGUGUGGCAACUGUCACAAAUAUGCCAUGUUCCUGACCCUCAGAUGCCUACAGGAAACUGUUUUCUCGUACGAGAAGGCAAACACAGAAGGCAGAUAGAAGCGCAGCCAUAUGAAGCAUGGGAGAGUUCCUUCUGUGUAUAUCUGCAUCGCCUCAUGGGAGACCAAUGCUCUGUUAUCCCUAUCAAUGCGACCAUCCCAUUCAUCUCAUUCGGUCCCAUCGACAGAGCACUUGGCCUCCCAGGAGUCAGUAUAUUGUGCAUGACACAGAAACAUGUCCACAAAGAACCCGACAUCCUGGUCAAUGCCAAUACCUUUAUUCCAUGUGCUCUGCCUGGAAUCACAGUGGAAAUUUCUGGCAUAGGAUAUGAUGGAGCGGACAAAUUCUUUGUUCUGUUUGACUGUUCUCACACUACAAUCACCCACUUGGGCUUGGUCAAGACCCUUGGAAAGGGCUUUCAAGAAUUCAUCAAGCAGCCCCCAACCAAAGCCUGUCAAUGA